Solanum lycopersicum (tomato) is the source of this 1210-nucleotide messenger RNA. Its product is annotated as chromatin structure-remodeling complex protein BSH-like. Gene Ontology annotation, biological process: chromatin remodeling. Gene Ontology annotation, cellular component: nuclear chromosome. The record is from RefSeq and is a predicted model, not a curated record. NCBI's taxonomy places the organism in Eukaryota, Viridiplantae, Streptophyta, Magnoliopsida, Solanales, Solanaceae.
AGUUCUAACACUAGAAUUUUGUUGUCGCUUUCUCUCAAUCUCUACCAUUGUUGCUUGUUCUUCAGCCGAUUAAGAUUAUCUUUUUGUUUCUAGAUUGAAAGAAGCAAUGAUGAAACCCCCUUCGACAUCGGGUUCACCGAAGAACCCAGUGAAGUUCAGACUUCCAACAGCCGAGAAUCUUGUACCUAUCCGUCUUGACAUCGAAAUUGAUGGUAAAAAAUUUAAAGAUGCUUUUACUUGGAACGCAAGUGAUCCUGACUCAGAGGUGUUUGCGUUUGCGAGGAGAACUGUAAAGGAUUUGAAACUUCCUACUGCUUUUGCCUUUCAGAUUGCUCAAUCCAUCCAGUCCCAAUUGUUAGAAUUUCGGUCAUACGAAGGAAAAGAUAUGCACACUGGCGAGAAAGUUGUUCCUAUCAAGGACAUGAACAAUUUUGAGGGUGAUCCUGAAGAAUUUGCACGGACAUUUUGUGAAGAUAUGAAAAUUGAAGACCCAGAAGUUGGACCUGCAAUUGCCAUAGCAAUUAGAGAACAACUUUAUGAGAUUGCGAAGCAAGGUGUUGCAUUCAUGAGAGAAAGCAGGACAAAUAAGAAAGGACGCAAAGGAAUGGAACACCUCUCAGCCAGUAAAGUAGGUUCGCCUGCACUGGACCUGGGGAAGCUAUUCGACCCUGAAGGAAGUAUCCAACGGAAAAUGAGUGAACGGGAUGCAUAUGGACCAGUAGUCGAUCACCUGUCAAAGGAAGAGGUGGAUGCCCUCGAGGCUAGAGAAGAGAGGCUUCCUCGGUGAUGCAGACAGUGUCUGUUGAAAUGGAUAUCAGCAGUUUAAAUGAGAAACUGUUUUAAGUUUUAGAAUGAUGAAAUGAAACUAGUUCCUAGUAAAAGUAUAACUAAAAUCCGGUGUUUUAGAUAAUGUUCAGAUUUUUGCAGUGAUCUGGAGAUCACAGUUACUUCUGUUUGUCAAAAGAAAAUAUGGAACAGUACCUGUUUCUCUACUUCUAUGGAUUUUUUGGAUUACAAAAAGGUUGAAACAAAUUUGUUGAUGGACUAGGACAGGUGUGUAUUGUGCCGUCAAUGGGUUCGCGAGUUCAUUGAAGAAAACUUUCAACAACUGUUGAUCUAUAUUUAUUGUUGAUCUGUAUUUAUUUUUAAACGCAUGUACUCAUUUUUCACUCAUGCUUAUUUUUAAUGAUGUUUGAGUUUUUUCGAUCAA